This is a messenger RNA of Rotaria sordida, 978 nucleotides long. The record is from the annotation of a GenBank genome assembly. Lineage: Eukaryota; Metazoa; Rotifera; Eurotatoria; Philodinida; Philodinidae.
AUGACAUCCUCAAUGUCGUCACAACCAACUGAUUUCUACUUAGCUUGUUGCAAUAAUGAUUUAAAGACAGUUCAAGAGAAUGCUAAUCGUUCGGAAAUCGAUGCUCCUGGAUCCGAUGGAAAUACACCUCUUCAUGCUGCUUCAAUGUAUGGUCAUGCUAAACUUGUCCGACUUUUACUACGAUACCAUGCUUCUCGUUCAAUUCGCAAUGAUGAGGGAUUUACUCCUGAAGAAUUAGCACCGAAUGAUGAGACUAGAGCAGCGUUCAAAGAUCCUGUGCGAACGAUCUCAGAUUCGAACCAUUUUGUUGCUUCAUCACGUGAAGUUGAAUGGCUUGAUUCAUAUAAAAAUGCCUAUCGAAUCUCAUACGAGAAUCAUGAACACAUGAAACGAUGGUUGACAAAAGUUGCAUUGCAUAAACUUCUCAAGGCAAUUGUUGAUGACUAUAUUGAAAGAAUUAAGUUUAAAAACGAAAAUGAUCGAAAAACGAUCAAAGAAGAAUUAUUAUAUGUGAUAGACGAAGAGGAUCCUCUUGGCUUAAUAUGGACAUAUACGAGUCCUAGUGUUAAAUUCCAUGAUUUUUUAAAUCAUGAUUUAGCCGAAUUAGGUUCCGAUUUUCGUUUUGUCAGCACUCAAGCUUUAAUCAAUUCAGGUUAUGUUGACAAUGAACCACCACAAGGAAAUAUUGUUUUAACACGUUCAUUUCUUUCAACAUCGAAAGAUCGAUCUAUUGCUGAACUAUUUGUUGAUUGUACUGAUCAUAAAAUUCAUCCGCCAGUUAUCUGUAAAUAUAAAGUGAUUAAUCCAAAAUCAAGUCUAUCCAUUGAAAAAAUUAGUCGCAUCGAAGAUGAAAAAGAAGUACUUAUUCUACCGUUCACUGUCUUUCAAGUUAAACAACAACGUUAUGUAGAACUGAAGAAGGAUCGUCAAAUCUAUAAUAUCAAAGAAAUUGAAUUAGAAGAAUGUGGUCCACUAUGA